Messenger RNA from Paralichthys olivaceus (Japanese flounder), 6482 nucleotides. RefSeq names its product zinc finger DHHC-type palmitoyltransferase 8b (gene zdhhc8b). Gene Ontology annotation, molecular function: palmitoyltransferase activity. The record is from RefSeq and is a predicted model, not a curated record. NCBI's taxonomy places the organism in Eukaryota, Metazoa, Chordata, Actinopteri, Pleuronectiformes, Paralichthyidae. Gene Ontology annotation, biological process: protein palmitoylation.
GCGGUUCAGUGACCUCAGCAGUGGGUUGUACCGUGAGGGUGGGAUCUCCAGGAGAGAGAGAGAGAGAGAGAGAGAGCUCCAGCCCCGUGUGUUCCUGCCUCUCUCUCUCUCUGAGGAUCUAUGCGGCUUCAUCGGUAGCACACACGGACUGCUUGUACCUUUCACACCCGCAGAAAAAGGCUUCCACACCGGACCUGGACCUCUUUAUUUUCUUCCCACAUGCGCCUCCAAUCGGAAUAAUUAAUAGAGGAAUGUGGAAAUUACAGAAUGCCCACCAGCGCUGGAAAGAGAUUUAAACCCACCAAAUACAUCCCGGUGUCCACUGCUGCCACACUGCUCGUGGGGUCCACCACUUUAUUUUUCGUUUUCACUUGCCCCUGGUUGACUAAGGUGAUCUCUUCCGCUGUGCCUCUCUACAAUGGCGUGGUCUUCCUCUUCGUUUUGGCCAACUUCAGCAUGGCAACCUUCAUGGACCCUGGUGUUUACCCCAGAGCCGACGAGGACGAGGACAAGGAUGAUGACUUCAGGGCACCACUCUACAAGAACGUGGAGAUCAAGGGCAUUCAGGUCCGGAUGAAGUGGUGCGCCACCUGUCACUUCUACAGGCCGCCUCGGUGCUCGCACUGCAGCGUCUGUGACAACUGUGUGGAGGACUUCGACCACCACUGUCCCUGGGUAAACAACUGCAUUGGACGGAGGAACUACCGCUACUUCUUCCUCUUCCUGCUCUCUCUGAGCAUCCACAUGGUUGGAAUUUUUUCCUUCGGCCUCAUCUUUGUCCUUCACCACAGAGAGAGGCUGGGAACGCUGCACACCACCGUCACUCUGGUGGUGAUGUGUAUAGCAGGGCUUUUCUUCAUUCCAGUCAUGGGGCUCACAGGCUUCCAUAUGGUGCUCGUGGCUCGAGGUCGAACAACCAAUGAACAGGUGACUGGAAAGUUUCGUGGAGGAGUGAAUCCCUUCACCAGGGGUUGCUGUGGCAAUGUGGAGUAUGUCUUAUGUAGUCCUCUGGCACCGAGUGUGGUGUCCAAACACAGGUACACGCUGGACCCCAGAAAAAAGCCCCACAUCAAAAUCCAGCCCCCGUUCAUCAGACCAGAUCUCUCAGACCGGCAGGUAACCAUUAUGGUCAGUGACAACGGCAUCCACAGCACCAUCGUCAGCUCCAAGUCCAAAAGCAGCCUGGACGGCCUGGAUGAAAGAGAAACCCAGCCACCGCUGCCGCCCAAAGCUGACAGGUACAACCAGCUGAAAGGCCAGAUGACCUCCGGUGAAGAGAGUUCUCUUUCUGGUAAAACCCACCCCUCCACUCCAGCCAUGUACAGAUUCAGGCCGUCCUUCGGCACCAUGCCGAAGGUCCACUACCACGCUGCUGGAGAGAAGAUUGUCAUGCCAGAUGAUCGGAAGACCUCAGCCAUCUUGGAAGAGGGUGUCCGUGGUCACGACUACCGAUCCGAGCCAAACCUCGACCUGCCUGAGUACACCAACACUCCCCUCCACCGCACCUUUCAAUCCUCUCCCCUCCAGCUGGACUCUGACCCCAUCAACUCCCGCUCUCUCAGCCUGAAGCAAGGUCACCGCCGGCCGGAGAAGGGCCAGCUCCCGGCCCUGCAGCCGCAUACAGUCACAUCCACCCCCUACAAGAGUGUCUUCUCACCCAACACACUCUCCAACCGUAAUGGCAGUCUGUCCUACGACAGCCUGCUCAACCCCAGCAUCUCCCCAGCCGCUGCCAGUGAAUGCAUGGCCCAUCGUGGUAUGCCCUCCAUUGGGUUCCACUCGCCCUACCUGCCCACUAAAAUGUGCCACAUCCGGGAACCUGAAAUGCAGAGGCAGCAGGUUGCCCCUGCCUACAGUCCAGUAAUGCCACCCAGAAGGGUGGGCAGGCAAUCCCCUCACCCAAGGGACAGGGACCCAUCCCCUGUGCGCUAUGAUAACCUCUCCCAGACCAUCAUGGCCUCCAUUCAGGAGCGAAAGGAGACGGAGGAGAGGGAGAAGCGGCAGAUGCUGCAUGGGCGCUCCCAGACUCACAUCUAUGUGCAGGAUUCUGGUGUGUUUGAUGGGGGCUAUGGUCUAUCCCACAACGCAUGCUAUCCAGAUGGUCCUCAUGGCCCCAGUUCCAGGGGCCCAACACCCCCAGCCUAUGGAGGCUCCAGGGACAACCUGAUGGGGGUCGGGCUGUUGAGCUAUGGCCAGCGAACCCCUGUGCUGCGCCAUGCUGGCUCCACGCUGGGCCGUGCGCCUAGGACUUCCUCCACCUCCCUGCACAAUGAUCACAGUAGCACCAACAGCAGCCAGAGCAGGGCCACUGGCUCUGAGGGCCUCUAUCGCUCCCCCACUCACCAGCCCCACUCCCCUGCUAUGCCCCGAUCUCCCUCCUACACUCAUCAGAAAUACUCCUUCAUCAGUGCUCAUGAGAGGAUGGACUCGCCUCGUCUCGGGGGCCCGAGAGAGGCCAUGAAAGUUAACGGGCAGAUGGACUGCCACCCCGGUACCCAGGGUGCCAACCUCAGCCCCAGUCGCCACAGUAACGUCAAAAAGGUGACAGGCGUAGGGGGCACCACAUAUGAGAUAUCAGUGUGAGCUUGGACGCCACAUCCACCUCUGACGACAACAGCAGCCACCCUGUGACAAAGAGAUUCUUCAUCUCUGUUACUUUUUGUGUCUUGAUAACAUCCAGUCAGGGGCACACAGCGCUCUGUGUUUUUGGAGAUAUUGUCCAAUCAGAGGACCUGUCUGCUCUUGUGUAGGUCUGUCCGGCCAAAUGCCUGCGUAUGGGUCAUUUGUUGAUACUGCUGCAGUCUGUGCUGUAUGUGCGAGGAGUGUCGUCAUUACAUUUUGUGGCUUGUCACCUUUGUUGUAAGAGUGGACCGUCCAAUGAGAUUGUCAAUGUUAUAACUGUUGUCUCUCAGAUGUGCUCAUGAAGCGUACGUGCAACAAACAAAUCAAUAAAACACACAACCUCACCACGGCCCGCUGUGAGAGGAGACUUGAUGUCAACUCACCUCAAGGAGCCAAAGUGCUUCACGUUAACCUGUACUGUUCAAGUCAUCUUCAGCUCAAGUGGUGGGGUUAUGCAGCUUUGAGGACGGAUGAGUUAGAUUAACGAGAGAUGGUGAGAACGUUUUUUAGAUCAUGUCUGGUGGCUGUGUUGCAGAUUCACUGAGAAAGGUUUCCUUUAACUGCAACUCCCACCUUUGUGCAACAUAAUUCUCUCAGGAAUGAAUGCAGGCAGCAGAGAGGGUGGGAUAUGAUGUUACGUUCAUGAAUCAUGAAUGUCUAUUUCUUCGUCUCAAGUCGAGUGCAGAUAAUGAUCCCCCUUGAGGUGCAGUAAGUCACGGUGGGCUUCUAUUAGUUUUAGUGAGGUUCAGUCAGCUGAGUUCCGACAUGACACAAGAGCCAGGAAGAUGGUCAGUGAUGUCCAAAAGUCUGAGACCACUUCCCAAAAGCUGUCUCUGACAUUUGGACGUAACUGUAGGUGCAAGUUUUCUUUAUCCAGUCCAGAGUGAGUCCAGCCUUGCACCAUCCAAACCACAUCUCUGCUAAUGUUUUGUGUAAAAAGAAAAAGAGUAAAAAGUUUCGUAAAAAUGUUUGUGUUAUUAUAACAAUAGGAUUUGGAAGGGUGAAGAAAAAAAAGCCAUUGUCCCGUGUGGUAAACUAAAGAUAACUGGUCACCCAUUCAUUAUUUUGUAAUUUUUUUUAAUUGGUUUGUUUCCUUUUUAUAUACCCAACCUUGAAAAAAAACUGUUUGAUACAUCUUUUUAUACAGAUACUUAAGCCUGGAAUGGAUGUUUUAUUUUGAGUGGAGUUUCUUGUUGAUAAAUUAUAUAUAUACAGUAAAUGAAUGAGAUCAUGGAUAAUGGGUAAAAAUCCAUCAAGUAAAAUAAUAUAGCUUGUUAUAACUUGCAGUGUAAAAAAUAUAUAUGAUGAAAUGUAAUAAGCUAUGUGAUGUUGAAGAAGUGUACACAAUCUGUGACUCGUAUGUGUUGUGGACAAGUCGAGGAUUGGGCUCUCAGCAGAGGCAGAUGAGAUUUCGGUGACAAAAGCGGCGACAAACCAUCUCAACUUCUCAAAGACGGCAAACAGGUGACAUCAUAACUUUGUGCAGCAGCUGUCUGGUACAGCUUCACACCACUCAGAGUUAAAUGGAACUUGCUUUCUUUUUUUUGGAAUUUUUGCUGGUAUUCAGUCUCAUAACAUGAUUUACUUUUGACCAUACAAAUGAACUGAUAAGGGUCAGGUUUUUAUUUAUAUUUUGCAUCAACAGAAUAAAUCAACACGUUGUAGAGCGGUAGAUUUAGUCCAACUAUGUUUGCAUAAAGAAUAAACCAUUGUUGCCUUUUGAGAGGAAAAGCUGUUUCAUCCAUAAUGAAAUGUAAGUGGUUGACACACUAUUAUACAUGAAAGGACAAUGAAUUAUUACUUAUUACUCCUUUUGUAUACAAAACAACAAAAGACAGAAGUGACACAGCUCAAAGUGAGUAAAUUUGAUGUUAGAAAGUUCUGGGAGAACAGCUAAUGUACAAAGGGAUUCGUGAUCUAGUUUAGAGGAGAAUUCAAGUAUUUUCCAACUUGGGCUCUUUGUAAAUGUGGGGAAAAAGUGGAGUUCCUGGACAGUUGCCCCAUUAAAAUACAUUACAUUGUAGUCACUGCUGCCAAAUCAUGACUGCCAGCAGGGAGAUGAUCUACUGGACCGAUUCCAAACGUUUUUUACCAUUCAUUUACACACCCACAUUUAUAAACAGGGCCAAGAUUGAGGAAAAAAACCCCACAAGAUAUAAAAUGAUUCUUCCCAUUUCUUGUUAGGUUUAGUUUCUGCAGAGAUCAGCAUAAAGAACAGUGAUGUGGUAGUCUUGGUUUCUGGUUGAAUGUUACUGGAAACUUGCUAGUUACAACAAUCUGACCUGUGCGGUCUCACCCAGCUGCCUUACCACAAAUACAGUAAUGUGAGGUGAAACACGACACCAUUCAAGUGUUAGAAAGUGGUUUCUGUUCCAAGUCUGUGGUACACAGGGCUAUACAUGUAACAAAUCUGAUGACCGUCAACAGAACAGCUAACAGCCACAUCUUGAAAUACCUGAGUGGACCGUUAGCUGCUGUGCUGCCUGAACAGACCCCUCCCUCCCUGAUCCCCUCCAGUUUGACCACAUAUCAAAACACUGUCGAUGUCAUUCCUAUUUAAGAUGACUGCCAUUAGUCCAAUGUUCUUGUUUUAGGGAUGGACAUCACUGCAGGUCAGGGACCAUUCCUGACAGUCCAUAAUGAAUCUGUUCUAUCAGCCACGAGCUGAUGUUUUCUGAAACUCAAAUAGAAAGUUAAAGUUGUAUAAAAAAAUAUAGAAUAUACUAUAAAUGUACAUGCGUUCCUAUUUUUGUGAAGAGGAAAUAUUUCCCAAUGACCUGAGCAAAGUAAAUAAAGUUUUCAUCGCUGAGUGAAUAAGAUCCUUGUGAAUUAAAAUUUUUUGAUCUGAUCUUUAGCUAGCCCAGGAAACAAGUAAUGUUUUUUUCUGAAUGCAUGUGAACGUGGUGUUUGACAGCUUUUAUUCGAAGGUGGCGGAAACAUUUCAAAUCAUUUGAGUGCAAAUGAAAAGCAACAUUUCAUCCAUAUACAUGUAUUUACAGAUGCACUGGCACUUGGAUGCACUUUAAGAGGCAAGGUUAAGAACUUAAUUAGUGGAAAGAAAGGAGAGGGGGUGAGCACACAGAUCUGAGAGGGCACACUCUGUUACAUAUACUCUACAUGCUUUAAACUUUGGGAAUGUUAUGAUCUAAAUGAUACACACCAUUACCUGGUGUGGAACUUAAGUCGGAGCAUAGCUGCGCCAAACUCUGGUGAACCGUUCACUUUAGACUUAAUGGUUUAAAACAAAAAGGGAAUGAAAUAAAAAGCUUAGCUAAGUGCAUCUGAUCUAUCAGUAGGUCAGCUAUCAGUGGACACUGAUGUGCAGCACGCAUCUGAUGCCCUUCAACUGUGUGGAGGGGAUUCCUCCUCUAGUCAGUUCCCAACAGGAGUGAUGCAGGGAGGAACUGAGAGAGCUAUUUUCUACAAGACAUUCGCUGAGAAGUCUUCAUCUUACUUGCUGUUGCUAACAGUGGAAGCAUGGACAGUGGGUAAAAAGGACCCACUGAGAUGAAUCAUGGUUUUUUUAGAUUUAUAACGCACCUCCAUAAUGCCUGGUCCCUGACCCUGUGCUGCUUACAAGCAGGCUACAUUAUCGCCUCCCUCCUUAAAACAAACCGCUUCAGAAUAACAAAACAAAAAAUACCCCAAUGUGGGAAUUAUCACUAUCACAAGCCUCUUUUCACAGUUUGUCAAUCGUAACAUUGAACUGUAGAUGACAAGAAUGGAAAGUGUGGCAUUCCCAUUGCAAAGAGGGGAAGAGGUGGGAGGGAAAGGGGGUCUUUUUUUCAUAAAUUCUCUAUCUUGUAUUUUUUUUCUCCUCAGCGGCAUCAAGGACUUGUGAUCUUGAGGCAAAACAGAAU